Messenger RNA from Sceloporus undulatus (fence lizard), 3739 nucleotides. It is a transcript of the gene CNTROB, whose product is annotated as centrobin, centriole duplication and spindle assembly protein. The transcript is spliced from 20 exons. The coding region runs from base 260 to 3235 and encodes 991 amino acids. Gene Ontology annotation, biological process: regulation of cilium assembly; centriole replication; mitotic cytokinetic process. NCBI's taxonomy places the organism in Eukaryota, Metazoa, Chordata, Lepidosauria, Squamata, Phrynosomatidae. The record is from RefSeq and is a predicted model, not a curated record. Gene Ontology annotation, cellular component: centrosome; centriole.
GGAGUCGCGCGCGGUUGUUUAAAAACGGCUCGUAGGCGGAGAGAAAGGGAAGGAAGCUCCUCAGCGCUGAGGCGGCAAUGUCAGCUGAGAAGCCGUUCCCAGCCGCACUCAUGACAUCUUCUCCCCAGCGCUCUCUGGAUGCCUUGGCACCUUCUCUCCCUCGGAAACCAGCCAUCCCAGGACCCUCCCUUAUGGCAACGCCUGCCACCUGGUAGGCCAGGGAAGACGUUUCCACCACCACCUCUUUCCUCGGCGACACAUGGCGGAGAAGACCCCCUGCCGGACAUUGUCCUCCUCCAUCCGCAGUGAAGAUCUCCUGAGUGACAUGGAGCUCCUGCCAGCCUCAGAACCCACGACUCCAUCGCAGCGGGUCCCGGGUUCCCAGUCGGCCUCCCCUUACAACUCCAAGGUGACAACGCAACUCUAUGCGACUCUGCGCCAGUGCCGGCAGGCUGAAGAGCAGGCCUGCUCCCACCUGGACAUCCAGUCUGGGUUGGCCCUGGCCAGGGAAGCCCAGGCCCCAGAGGUCGAUCUGGAGACUCUGGCAGAAGAGCUGAGCCAUCAGCUCUCGACUGGCGUGGAGGCAAGCUCACACAGAAAGGGUGCUGCCACCACUGAGUCCCGCCACAUCUCAGAGAUGGAAAAUGUGCGCUGCUACCUACAAAAUAUGCUUCGUGAUUCCAAAGAGGCUGCUCAUGGGGACGCUGUGGCGCUAGGGACCUUGGAGCGGAAAGAUGACGAUUCUUUCGAGAGUGACAGCACGGCUGCCCUUCUCAAUGCGCGGCCCCUGCAGGAAGUCUCCCCUCCUGGUUCAUUGAUCGGCUUUGAGGAACUCUUCCCUCGCUACACCAGCUUGCGCCUGGGCCAGAUCCGAGAGCACUCCUCCUAUGCUGAUUCUCAUCUCUUAAAGGAUUCUUUGGACAAGGAACAGGCCCGGCGGAAGCACUGCGAACGACACAUCCAGACCUUGCAGCACCGUAUCCUGGAGUUGCAGCAACAGCUAGCAGUCGCAGUCUCAGCUGACAGGAAGAAAGACAGCAUGAUUGAGCAGCUAGAUAAGACUCUGGCCAAAGUGGUGGAGGGCUGGAAUCGGCAUGAGGCCCAGCGAACAGCAGCACUACAUCGAUUGCAAAUGGAAAAAGAGGCAGCAGAGCAAACCUUGGGAAGACAGAAAAAGAAAGCAUCAGAAGUGGAAGAGCGCCUUGAGAAUGCUUUGUCUGCCCUCAACAAGGAGCAGCAAGCUGGGAGACAGUAUUGCAAGGAGAAAGAGGCACUGGAGGAGGAAAAGGCAUCCCUGCUGCGCAACUUGGAGGUGGAGCGCCUACGGGUGCGUGACCUGGAGGCCAGUUGGGAUCUAGAGCAUCGCCAACAAGUGGCACUGCAGGCCACGCUGGAGGAGGAACAACGGGGCUGGGCCCAGCGAGAGAAGCAACUGGAACAACAGCGCCAGGCCUUGGAGGAGGAGAGCCGUAACCAGCUGGACAAGGAGAAGGCGAUGACCCAACGAGAAUCUCAAAAAGCAGCCGAUGUCCAACGGGCCCUGUCCUCUGUGCAGUCGGAAGUACAAAUCCUUCAGAGUGAACUGGAGGCCGUCCGGCGAGAGAGGGACAACCUGAAAAUGGAGAUGAGCUUGGUUAAGGCACGUUAUGAGGCACAAAAGGUAAAGCUGGAGUCAGAACUGAAAGUGGCAUUAGAGCAACGGGUGACAGAGCGUCUGGCCGAGGUUCAUGAGGAGAGCUUGCGCCAGAUGACUGUCAUGCGGGAGCAGCACAGGAAGCAGCUAUUGGAGUUAAGCAGCCACCAUGAGAAGGAGUUGGCCGGCCAGUUGGCCCAGUUCAAGUCAGACCUGGCCGAGAGGGAAGAGCGGCAGCGGCAUCUCACGGAGGAAUAUGAACACAGGAUCUCCAAGCAAGAAGAGGAGUUGAGGGAGCUUCAAGUCAGGCAUCGGCGCUUGGAGGCGCAGCGUGCUGAGAUGGUGAGCCAGUUCCAGGCCAUGAUGCAGGCCCACUGGAAUGAGGCCCUGCGUCUCUUCUCUGGAGGCAGUGCCUCCCUCCAGACCGGUGCAAAACCCCAAUGGCAGGAUGCUUCUUCAAAUCCAGGUGCCACCUUGGACCCAGAGUGUCUGGCAACUUCAGAAACUCUGAAGAAGACCCAGAAAGCAGAGUCAUUUGUGAAUAGCCAGGGUGCAGGAGACGGCAAAGGACCAGCAUGGACCCAGGCAGUCCCUCUCCAGCCUGUCGUCCAGUGCAGCAAUCCACAGGGACCUUCUGAAGCCCCCGAGAAGUCCUUGCUGGACCCUUACCAGCCCUUUCUCCAUAUACUCCCUGAUGUGGGCCGUCCCUCCUCAGAAUUCAGCCACAUUUUCAACUACAGCCUUCUCAGCCAACAGGGGUUCCAGCAGCUCGAACCUCAGGCAGACACCACUGUAGCAGGUCCAGGUGUGACCUUCCACCCUGAAAACCUUGCAGAGCAUCCGUUCACUGAUGACACGGACGAGACCCUCACUGAGGGGGCUGGUCAUGAGGGGGAGACCUCCCAGUGCAACAGCUCGGAAAGCGGCAUUCCAAUAUCCCAGCAAGACUUAAAUUUCUACAUGCGCCUGCUUUGGGAUCACUCUGUGAAUGAAAGCAAUGCUCAGAAGCAGGAAGGGUUUUCCAUGGUCAGUCCAACAGACAGUACGAACCAGACACAGUGUGGCACAUCCCUGUCUUAUCAUGAGCGGUCCACAGUUCUCUGGGAUGCAGCUCAUCCCUCCGCCAGCACUAUUUGCAUCCAGCCUCUCAGCAGCGUUGCUGUCCACAAGACCAAAGUACCCUUGCCCAAAGCUGAGCCAGCCUACUCAAACCAGGAACCAACCAGCCCCCUGAAGCAGAAGCCUGUCCACGAGGGUGGAAUCCUGUCUCCAAAGCAGGUGGCUGAAGUUUCGCGCCUACUAAAACAGUACCAGGCUAAAGGGAGGCCUGGGCCUUCAACUGAGGAUCUAUAUAAAUAUUUGCGUGGGAUAAGCCAGAAUGGGACAGAAAUGAAAAAUGAUGGAAAUCUGCAAGCCAGGAGGAACUUUGAUGCUAAAUUAUCAGAAACACUGAGGAAGGAGGUGGUCCCUGUGCGUCGCCUCGCCUCUUCAGGACUUGGCCGUGAGAAGUCUCAAGCCAGUGCCAAAGCUGGGAAGAAACUAUCUGGAGGUGCACCAGCCUCCAACUCUCAUUCCAGCCGAGGUGGAAGUGUGUGGAGAUGAUCUUGGGGUUUGGAUGGUUUCCUCCUUAGCCCUGUUAGCCUCUUCUUACUAACUUGUUCCGCUUAGUUUUUUCUAUCUGAGGGUCUGUGGGCCACAGUUUGAAUGAAGUACAUUUCAUCGCCAUUUUUACCCUCAACUUUUUGGUACAUGUAGGAAGUCAAAAAUUUGCCCUUUUAAAAAAGGAAGGAUUGAGAAUGUAUGUCCAGAGUGUUUGAUUUUAUGGCUUAAAUCCUGCAGUGCCAAGACUUAAAAUUUUUUUUAAAAAAAUUAAACCAGCAGAGAAGCUGCAAAGGCUGCAUUGCUCCCAGUUCUCUGAGAAGCCCUUGGCCUUCCACCCUUCUGUCUUUUCUCCCUUCCCUCUUCAGGUCAGCUGUGGUCAUUCCAUUCACAGAUGAAAGCCGGUUUGCCUGUUGAAAGACUUGAUUUCAAGUGUACGUGCAGAAGGUAUUUUCAAGGAUGGCAUUGUGAGACUAUGUAUCCUGACAUUUUGGAGGGCUUCGUUUU